Messenger RNA from Populus trichocarpa (black cottonwood), 2275 nucleotides. Its product is annotated as vegetative cell wall protein gp1. The transcript has 2 exons. The record is from RefSeq and is a predicted model, not a curated record. Lineage: Eukaryota; Viridiplantae; Streptophyta; Magnoliopsida; Malpighiales; Salicaceae. Bases 1355 to 1930 code for a protein of 191 amino acids.
AGUAUCAGUUUUUUUAUUUUAAUAUCAAAUAACAAGUCGAGGUUGAUGUGGACGGUUACCUCACCAAGAUCCAAGGAAAUAACCAGCGAUUACGAGAAGUAUUCAUCUCCGGCGCCCCCACAAUCUCCGAAAGCUGAUCCAUCAAUCGGUCAAGUAACGCCGAGUUAUGGACCAUGGCAUCAACUCCUCCUGAAACUCAUGGGCUCAAAUGGAACGUGGAUGGAUCUUCCAUUGGUAAGCCUGGACCUGCUGGCAUUGGGGCCGGGUUUUCUUCGUGAUCACAAGGGAGUGGUGUAGUGUGUGUUUUCAAAGGAAGUACUUGAGAUUAAAGAAUCAACGAAGCAAAGCUGUUGGCAGUGAUUAAAGCAUUAGAACUAUCAUCUACUAGAGAGGAGUUUAUUGGGAGGAGAAUUGUAAUUGAAUCGGAUUCUUCCAAGGUGGUUAACUGGAUGUAGACCGUCGAGAUUUCAUGAGCUUUUCAUCCUCGCAUCCAGGUUCUCUCUAGUCUUGGGUUUGAUAACGUACUCUCACGCCUUGAGGGAGGGUAACUAUAUGGCAGAUGCUCUUGCAAAACAAGGCGUUAACCAAGUUUGUGAAUUGGUGGCUUGGCUUCGACACUUCAUAUAAUUAACCGGCCCAGAUUAUACCAUGUUGGCUGAUUUUGUGCUCUCUGCUGUGACUGGGUGUUGCGGACAACCUGUCCUUUUAUACUGCUUGUUUUUAUGGAGCUAUGGUGAUUACAUGGGAAGGACUCUGGUUUCAUGUAUACAGUUUAUGGCUUAAAGAAGUCGUUUGCUGGCUGAGAAUCUGAUGAAGAAUUAGGCAAGGGAUGGAUCUCUGACUGUAUUAAUUUUCUGCCUUUGGGUUAUCUUUUCUCCCACCUGGUCUCUUUUGUUUCUGUUGUAUCUGUUUCCAAUUGACCCUUGGGGUUGUUAAUUUCGCCUUUUCCAGGCUUGAUAUUGCUUAUAAGAAAAAAAAGGACCACAUUUCCAUGAUCAUUGGUAUUAGCAUUAUUUGUCUUGUGUUUAUUGGCAUGCCAUCUGCAUUUAACCUAGCUAGGAACUCCUCAUGUCUAAAUUUUCCGGGAGAAAGAAUGUAUUCUGUGCAAUAAUAGAAAUCGGAAAGAUUUAUUAUUUUUCUGGUUGUGGGUGCUGCAGGGACAUCUGUGGACAUACAGAUUCUGCAACAAUGUUUGGACUUCAUUUUACAGGAUGCUUUGUUUAAGAAUGAGAACUCCCAGGAGAAUGUUGGUCUGGUUAAAAUAGUGGCAUGUAACUCGAAGCUGCUGACACGAUGAGGUUGCAGAGAGCUGGUAUCUGCUGGAUGCAGAGGUGGAUGGCAGCAGGGAAGGUGGAUGACACAUACCCAUUAUGCUUUAGUGUCAUACAUUAGUAACAUGCCUAAGAAUAUGAAGAGCCCGAUGACGAGUGCUGUCUUCCUUGCCACUACUUUAGCCUUUGUUGGACUUAUAGCCAUUAAUGGCUCUCAAGCAAGGAUUUUACCAGAUAGCCUUGGACUCAAAGUAGCAACACUAGCUAAUUAUGGAAGACGUUAUAGCCCACCACCUCCAUCUCCGAUCCCUUCACCUAGAUCGAAGGAAUUAACCAGCAAUUACGAGAAGUAUUCAUCUCCGCCACCACAAUCUCCGAAAGCUGAUCCAUCAAUCGGUCAAGUGACGCCUAGUUAUGGACGGACCACGGCAUCACCUCCUCCACCUCCGAAACCUGCAACACCGAAAGCCCAGCUUGAGAUCAUUAGGUCUCAAUGCACUGAUGGGUGCAUUUCUAUGAUAACAAAUCUUGAAAGACCAAUACCAAGUUCACCUCCAUCUCCAAAGCCAGCACCUCCUUCAAGUCAGAUAACCUUUGAUCUUGAACCGAAAGUGCAUGCAAGAAUAUCACCACCAGGGCAAAAUGUAUUUUCAACUUGAGUUGGCUAGUAAUUUCCCCUACGGGAUCAUCUAAUUAAUAGAAUGGAUAGUUAACUAGGAGAGAAGAGAUUAAUUAGCAAAUAAGCAUGCUCUCGAGCUAUGGCAUGCAGUGACCAUUUCCCAUCUCUCUAGAGCAAGGUUCCGUAGGGUGAUGUUCUUGCUAGCUUGGCAAAUCUUAGUUCUCUCCUUGAUUAGCAUGGUGUUUUUAGUGAGAGCUAGCAGCAAGCGAGGAUAAAAGAAAGCAGUAUGUAUCUGAGUGAUUUUAGCUGGAAAAUCUUAUGCAUCCAAAUAAUGGCAGCGAAUGAUCAUGAAAUUAUAUAUAUAAUCCUUCUUGGUUUUUCUUCA